GUGCAUUGGACGAAAGCUUCGUACCACCAGUCAUUUAAAAGUGAAAUCGCUUGUCCUAAUCUUAUCAAAAAUGUCAAUAUUUAGAAAUAAAGAACUUUUGAAGCCAGUUAAAAGUCUUUUCAGUAAGUCAAGAUAUAGUUUUGCACACAAACUGGCGGAGUCUGUUGAAAAUGAAAAGCAAGAAUUAUUUUUGGACCGUGAAAACUGUAUUUUAGUUGAUGGGAAUGAUAAGAACGUAGGAUUUGCAAGUAAACGCGACUGUCAUAAAGUUAGUGGUAAUGAUAUAAAACUACAUCGUGCAUUCAGUGUCUUCCUUUUCAAUGAGAAGGGAGAAAUGCUCUUACAGAAAAGGUCAAACCACAAGAUCACAUUUCCAAAUUGUUAUACAAAUGCUUGCUGUUCACAUCCACUGCACGACAUUGAGAAUGAAAGAGAUGAGCUUAAUGCAAUUGGCAUUAAACGAGCUGCACAGAGAAGGUUGAAUUUCGAGUUAGGCAUACCAAAUAAUCAAGUGCGCCCCGAAAAUUUCCAUUAUUUAACUCGAAUCCAUUACAUUGACAAAGGUGACGGCAUAUGGGGAGAACAUGAAAUCGAUUACAUUCUGUUCUUGCAGAAGCAAGUCGAUGUGAAGCCAAAUCCAGGGGAAGUGAGCGAAGUUCUUUGGAUAAAACAUGAGAAUCUUGAACGAGAAAUUGCAUCUCUGAGCUCUCCGUUGACACCAUGGUUUAAUCUUAUACUCAAAUCAGGUCGCUUAAAUGUUUGGUGGAAAAAUCUCGAGCGAUUGAAGAAGUUUGAAGAUUAUGAAACCAUUCACAAGCUUAAUUAACUAUCUCUUUCCCAAUGUUUAUAAAAAUCAUGCCAAUUUCUCUUUUUUUAAUAAUUUUUUGAUAUCAAAGGGCUAGCUCAAGGGUAUGUUGUUUUGUUCAAAUAGUCAAAGGAACUUUAAUCAAAGAUUAAACAUAAAGCUUUUGAUAAUUAGCAUAGCAACUUUGUUACUAGUUAAAACUUUUAAUUUGUGUACUCACAAUAAAUAACUUUGUAAAUUAUUCUACUUAUACAUACAUAUGACAAUAAUGAAAAUAAUUCAACUAAUUUUUUAUAACGUAUAAAUAUUUAUGUUUGUGUUUUUUAUGCCUUAAGCAAUUUAUUCAGUUUCAAGAUCAAGUAAUUUAACAUUGAAAUAAAAAUGAAUUUUCAAUAAUUGGUCGUACUUCGGAUAUAAUUUCUUCCUGAAGGCAUUUUAACAUCAUC
Messenger RNA from Clunio marinus, 1251 nucleotides. The record is from the annotation of a GenBank genome assembly. NCBI's taxonomy places the organism in Eukaryota, Metazoa, Arthropoda, Insecta, Diptera, Chironomidae.